AUGCUCAACUCAACCCAGCGCCUCUUGCUUCUUGCAAUAUUGUUUUUGCCAUUCAUUUCUGAUCCCUUCUUGUUCCAAAAUAAAUGCUCAGUGUCGGCGUCACCUAUUCAAGGAAGAACCUUCAACAGACCCGAUCCUUUAAGACACUUCAAACGUUACCAUGGAGGUUUCGAUGUUCGAAACAAACAUUACCUCGCUUCUGCGGCAUUUACAGGAGUCCAUGGAUAUACAUUUGCCGGAGUGUGGUUGUUAUGUGGCCUAGCCUUCACCAUUUUCAUCUUAGCCAACAAGUUCCUAAGAGGUGGCUUAAGCUCACCACCAUGUUUGCACCAUUAUUAUCUCCACGUUUUCCUCUUACUUCUAUUCUUCACCUCUCUCGCUAUAGUUGCUUCCAGUUUGGUCCUCGUGGUGAGUCAGAAGACCCUUCGGAGGACAGAAAAACUGAAAGAAACUGUGGUUGGCAUAGGCAAAGAUGCUCUAGAGACCAUAGGCAGAGUGAUGAAGACAACGAAACAAAUGCAGUUCCUUUUGAUUCCAUACAAUCCAGAGAUUUGUGAUAGAUUGAAUUCCACUACUCAAGAUCUCCGAAGCAAUUCGCGUGUCAUCCGUCGUUUUAUCGAUACAACUGGCCAAUCCUUUCACAAAGCCACUCAUACUUGGUAUGUAGCACAUUUGAUUAUUGUGAUCGUCAACUUAGCCACUCUGGUUGGAGCGCUUGUUUUGCCGCUGUUGCUGCAUUCGCGCCCUGGAUUUAUAAUCGUAAUUUCCUGCUUUUGGAUCUUGACAAGCCUGUGCUGGUUCUUGACGGGUUUUGAUUUUUUCCUUCACACUUUUGCUGAUGAUGCAUGCUCUGCCUUUGAGGAUUUUGAACAAAAUCCACAGAACAGUAGCCUUGGCUCCAUGUUGCCUUGCGUUAAUGCAUCAUUCUCCGGCAAAUUGAUUACUGAAAUAGGAUACACCAUCCACAGUUUCAUAGUUGAGUUGAAUUCCAAUAUGUCAGUGGCUUAUCGGCUGCUAGGAGUAGUAGGUGAACAAAGUGAAGAAAUAAUGGGAGAAAUCAAGAUUUGUGACCCUUUCUCUGCAGCUCCAAACUAUACCUACAUUCCACAAAGCUGCUCCCAAGGUGCCAUCCCAAUUGGCGAAACAUCAAAAAUACUUGCAAAGUUUACAUGCCACAAAGAGAAGACAAGAGAGGAAUGCAGAAAAGAGGGAAGAUUUAUAACAGAAUCGUCGUACAACAUGGCUCAUGCCUAUAGCAGAUCCAUUCAGGACUUGUUGGACAUAUAUCCAGACUUGCAAAGGCUGUCAAAUUGCACCUUGGUAAAGAACAAAGUUACUGAAAUUGUGGAGCAUCAGUGCAGGCCAAUAAGAACUUCAACAACAUUGUUGUGGUCUUCUAUGAUAUCUCUCUCCAUCAUCAUGGUUAUCUUGGUCUUAGCAUGGGUAGCGGAGGCUUUUCUCUGCUGGGACAAACCCCUCUCUAUAUACUCUCACAUCUAG
Molecule: messenger RNA, 1500 nt
Organism: Arachis stenosperma
Lineage: Eukaryota; Viridiplantae; Streptophyta; Magnoliopsida; Fabales; Fabaceae
Exons: 9
Coding region: 1-1500 (499 amino acids)
Cellular component (GO): membrane
Source: RefSeq, a predicted model, not a curated record